CCUGUGAGCAGGGGCUGGGCACAGCCACGCUGCCUGAGGAUGUCAUCUGUAAAGUGCACUUGAAGAGCUUCGUGGAGCAGCAGGGCUUGGUGGGCUACGACCCCAACCUGGAUGUCCUUCUCGUGACGGAGGGGAAGCUGCGGUCCCUGGCUGAGCUGCAGCAAGCCGUUCUGCAGUGCAUGGGGAGCUGCUGCAGCAUUGUGCAUGUGGUGAGCUGCGAGGAGGAAUUCCAGCAGCAGCAGCUGGAUCUGCUCUGGAGGAUUUUGGAUCCAGGAGCACACACAGCAUUGCAGAAACACCUUGUCUGUGGGCCAGUGAAGGUGACAAACCCCUCAUCGCCCAUCGGGGCAGACCAGUACUUCCAGCUCCGAAAGCGCCAGAUGUGUGAAGCCUCUGUGAUGAAGUACGGGGAGCUUGCGCAAGAUGAGGCCUGGACUGAGGUGAUUGAUACCCUCACAGUGGCUGCCAUCAGGUUUGAGAUGCUGAGCACUGCUCACCAGAGUCAGCUCACACUGGACCUGGAGGACAGCAGCAUCUCCACGAAGGGAACCAAGAGCGGCGCCUUCGUGAUGUACAACUGUGCCCGGCUGGCCACGCUCUUUGACACCUACCAGCGGGCUGUGGAGCGGGGCACAUACCCGCCUCUGCCACCAGCGUCAGAACUGAACUUCUCCUGCCUCCGGGAAGAGGGCGAAUGGCUCCUGCUCUUCAACUAUCUCCUGCCCUUCCCUGAAGUCCUGCAGCAGGCAGCACAGCUGCCCACACCCACCAAGGGGAUCCGGAUCACAGCCAACACAGAGACAGUGUGCAAGUUCCUGAUCCAGCUCAGCAUGGAUUUCAGCUCCUACUACAACCGGGUCCACGUCCUGGGGGAGCCAUUCCCUCACCUCUUCGACCAGAUGUUUGCCCGCCUCCAGCUGCUGGGAGCAGUGAGGGAUGUGUUCCACAGCGCACUGGCGACUCUGCACCUCCCUCCUCUCAGCCAGAUCUGAGCCACCACUGAAGAGCCGUGCCACUGUGUGACAGGCACCAGGACAACGUGCCACGGAGGGGAAGGACAGGGCACGUCCUCCCUGGCAGGGCAAGCGGGCUGCCCAACAGUCAGGCAGGGAGCCAGGGCACACCUCAGCCCCAUGCAGGUGCUUCCCCUCCCGCUGCCACAUUUUGAG
Molecule: messenger RNA, 1169 nt
Organism: Pelecanus crispus (Dalmatian pelican)
Lineage: Eukaryota; Metazoa; Chordata; Aves; Pelecaniformes; Pelecanidae
Source: RefSeq, a predicted model, not a curated record